This is a messenger RNA of Coffea eugenioides, 2161 nucleotides long. RefSeq lists its product as uncharacterized. The record is from RefSeq and is a predicted model, not a curated record. The transcript is spliced from 2 exons. The coding region runs from base 386 to 1783 and encodes 465 amino acids. Lineage: Eukaryota; Viridiplantae; Streptophyta; Magnoliopsida; Gentianales; Rubiaceae.
ACUCAUCUCAUCUGCUUGAGCAAAACUCCAAAACCCUCCAACCAAAAUCCUACUGUACAAAAUCUAUACUAGUUUCUUUUUUUUGGCUUGUGACCUAAAAUCAGAAUCCAGAUAAGAAACUCUUCGACGAUGGCUCCAAAAACAUGGCUGAAGUUUCUGAUAUAACGUCAAAUUUUGGUUAUCGUUUUGGAGCAUUUAGAGGAGCUCGACUUCACGCUUUCCCAUGACUCUCCUUCCUUUUCCCUUAAGCCCUUUUCUCUCCUUUGCCUCUUCACUUUAGAGCCUAACAAUAAAAACCCUCCUGAAGUCGUAGCUGCUUUAGUCUUGGGGUUUGUUCUCCGAGCUGGGUUGACUCAACUCGCUCCGGAGGGCACGAGUGUUUCACAUGGAUCCGUGUCCUUUCGUGCGACUUACUGUGGGUAAUCUGGGGCUGAAAAUCCCUGUGGCGGCGAAGCCGGCGAGGUCCGUGGUUCACCCCUCGUCGUCGCCGUGUUAUUGUAAGAUAAAGCUCAAGAAUUUCCCUCUCCAGACGGCUGUAGUCCCGUACAUUACUCCGGAGCCUCAGUCCCCUGACGGCGCCGCACAAGUCCAGACCUCAGCAGCCGCGGCGACGUUCCAUCUCGGCAAGUCGGAUCUCGAGAAGCUCGCCGGAAAAUCACUCUUCGGUGGGAGUUCGAAAAGGCUUCACCUCACAGUCUCGAUCUACACCGGCGGCCGGGGCACCACUUGCGGCGUGAAUUCCGGGAGAUUAUUGGGGAAAAUUAGAGUGCCGCUGGAUCUGGCGGGAACCGAGACUAGGGCUGUGAUUUUCCAUAACGGGUGGAUUAAUGUGGGCAAAGAAUCCAAAAACUCCAGUGCCCAGUUUCACCUGAACGUCAAGUCGGAACCCGACCCGAGGUUCGUUUUCCAGUUCGACGGAGAACCCGAAUGCAGCCCGCAAGUGUUUCAGAUUCAAGGAAGCAUCCGUCAACCUGUUUUCACUUGCAAAUUCAGCUUCCGCUCCGCCCCCGACCGCAAUCAACGUUCCUGGUCGUUGCCGUCGGAGCUGAGUUGUUCACGGAGCUGGCUAAGUUCAUUUGGGAGCGAAAGGGAGAGGCCCGGAAAGGAGCGAAAAGGAUGGUCCAUUACGGUCCACGACCUGUCCGGUUCGCCCGUGGCAGCUGCUUCAAUGGUCACUCCAUUUGUGGCUUCACCCGGUUCAGACCGGGUGAGCCGGUCCAAUCCCGGUUCGUGGCUCAUCCUACGCCCCGGGGACGGCACCUGGAAGCCGUGGGGCCGGCUGGAGGCCUGGCGAGAGCGCGGCUCAGCGGACGGCCUCGGCUACCGGUUCGAACUCAUCCCCGACUCAGCCGCGGCUGCCGGGAUAGUCUUAGCCGAGUCGACUUUGAGCAGCAGCAAAGGCGGGAAGUUCGUGAUAGACCUGGGCUCAGGGUCACCCACGGGUGCUGCCGGCGGAACGGCCAAUGGGAGGGCGACCCCUGGGAGCGUUGCGUCACCGGCGUGUAGCCCUAGGAGCAGCGGGGACUUCGGAUAUGGGUUGUGGCCCUACUGCAUGUACAGGGGGUUUGUGAUGUCUGCCAGGGUGGCAGGGGUGGGUGACAGCAGAAAAAGCAAAUGUAAUAAACCUACGGUGGAAGUUAGUGUGCAGCACGUGAACUGCACGGAGGAUGCAGCUGCAUACGUGGCUCUGUCAGCUGCCGUUGAUCUUAGCAUGGAUGCGUGUCGGCUUUUCUCUCAAAAGUUGCGAAAAGAAUUGUGCCCUCCACAGGAUUUACUCUGCUGAUCAUUUUUACUUACAUUACAUUAAUUGUUUAGGGGUAUUUGCGAGUGGUAAAAAGAAAUUAAAAAGAUGAUGGUUUUUUGUGAUCCGUCGUCGUUUAGGAGAUUGUCUAAUGGCGAUUAGUUUUUAGUAGUAGUAGUACUAACGAGAGAUUGCUAUAGGCCUAUAGCCUAUAUAGCAUUUGAUUUGUGUAUAAGAGAGAGUGGAAGACUUGGGACUGACAGGGCACCCCUGUUUUUUUGUUAGGUGUGUGGCUAAUUAAAUGUAAUUUUUUUUCCUUGGGUUUUACCAUUUCUUGGUUUGUCAAGGGUGGUUUCUUCUUUUCUUCUUGUGAUAAUAUCUGUCCAAGUUAAUCGCCUAACUAAAUAACGCUUGCGUUAA